AUGGCUGAGCCGGCCGAACACGACUCCGACGAUGAGAAGAUCCUCACCUCACCUCCUCCCGAGGGAUUCAGUCCGGAGGCCGUACGGAGAUUUCUCGACCUCUUUCGCAAGGAAGACGCCCGGGAAAUUCUUUUUCAAUACGACGCGAUCCUACCUCAUAACGCCGAGUUCGACCAGCUGCUACGCUGGGUGACCGACCCCACUACCGGUGACACUGCCGUCCACGUCGCUGCUUCUGCUCGAAACAUUAGUGCCCUCGGCAGCCACAUCGAGAGCUUUGGCAGAGACUGGAGCGCCAAUCCCUGGCUCUUGACGUGCUUCAGAGCCCCUUUUUUCCUCCGAAACAAGGCUGGGGAUACUGUCUUUCACGUUGCGGCUCGCACUGGCCGUUUAGACGUCGUGAACGGAGUUUGGCGCGUUUUCUGGCUGCAUCCAGGAUGGAAUCAACCCUCCUACGAGUCUGGGUCCGAUGCCUACGCGCCUGUUUGCGAAGAUUUAGGGGAGUUCGAACACGAUCCCGAACAAAUAUCCGUCCCCGAGUACAUGGUGGCCAUUGUCCUCUUGGCCAGGAAGAACGGCAACGGCCACACCGCUGCCGACGAAGCCGCUGCGGCUGGCCAUCAUGACGUCGCGCAGUGGCUGUGGCUGAUGCUGGAGCGUCUCACCCUGGGCAAUAAGAGAGCGACCGAGAGUAGGAUGGCGAGGAUGGAAGAGCUGGUUGACAACCGCUACGAUAUUGAUGGACAUCAUGUUACGCCAGACCAGCUUCCGUAUAUUAGAAGGUGGACGCAGUUUCUUGACGGACGUGUCAUUUCAGGUGACUAUUGA
This is a messenger RNA of Colletotrichum costaricense, 828 nucleotides long. RefSeq lists its product as uncharacterized. The transcript has a single exon. NCBI's taxonomy places the organism in Eukaryota, Fungi, Ascomycota, Sordariomycetes, Glomerellales, Glomerellaceae. The record is from RefSeq and is a predicted model, not a curated record. The coding region runs from base 1 to 828 and encodes 275 amino acids.